UCACAAUGGCUGCGUUAAACAAGGAUUUUUUCAGAGAAGCACAACCGUCAGAAUUAGCAUUAUUUGACCUUCCACCAACCCAAACAGCCGUGGAAAACAUUUACUAUCAAGAUGUGUUACCGAUAUCACAGAUAACGAGUGACUCGGUCGUCGAGUUUGUCGUUAGUGGACAAAACGGACUAGAAUUGAUCGAUCUGCGGAACACUUUAAUAUAUGCAAAGGUAAAAAUAACAAAAGCAGACGGAAGCGCCAUCGGUCUUGCAGAGGACGUGGCUCCCAUCAAUUUGUUUUUACCUUCUCUAUUUUCACAAGUGGACGUCACGUUACAGGGGAAGACCAUCGUGUCUACGACUGGUCAUUAUCCCUACAAGGCCUAUAUCAACAAUCUUCUACAAUAUGGUGAUGAAACGAAAAAGACGCAGCUAACUACUCAACUGUGGAUUCAAGAUAAAGAGGGGUCAAUGGAUCAGCAUAGCCCUAGAACCGGUUCAAAUGGAUCUUUGCUAGAGAGAGCUCAGAUGUUUGAAGGUGGGAAAGUGUUAGAUUUGGUCGGUCCAAUCUAUCACGAUUUAUUCAAGAUGGAUAGGUAUUUAUUGAAUCAAGUCAACGUCAAUGUGAAGCUAUACAGAUCUAAACCGAGUUUUUGUCUGUUGUCCGGUACAGCAGCUCCCGAUUACAAGGUAACAUUCGAAGACAUUCGAUUGCGAGUGAGUAAAGUCAGAGUCAACCCCGCUGUCAUUUAUGCGCAAAGUCAAGCACUCGAGAUGACCAAUGCAAAAUAUCCAUUUACACAGACCAUGAUAAAACAAAUGACCAUACCUAUCGGAGCGACAAACUUUACCUAUGAUAAUAUUUUUCAAGGUAUGAGACCAAACACCGUAGUGGUUGGUUUUGUAAAUGCUGCAGGAACUACCGGCGACUAUGAAGAGAACCCUUGGUUUUUUCAACCGUAUGACGUCACAUCUAUAGGGCUAUACGUGGAUGGAAUACCAGUAGGUGGAACUCCUUUAAAACUCAAGUACAGUGCGACUGGUGGAGAAACCACCAUUCCCGUCCUACAGAACAUGUUGCAAUCGACUGGGAAAUGGCUCAACGAUAGUGAUUCCGGCAUAGACAGAGAUGACAUUGCACAAGGGUAUGCACUUUAUACCUUUGAGUUGGAACCUACCUUUCAAACAAACCAAUAUCUCACCUUACUCAAACAGGGAAACGUCAGACUGGAAGUCAUCAUCGGAACGGCAUUGACGACUGUGGUAUCUUGCAUCAUUUACUGUGAAUAUCCGGGUUACUUUGAAAUCAACGCUGCCAGAGACAUAGUGUUACCAUGAAUACCUCACAGUUGCGCUGCAUGAUAGACUGUGAUCCUGUAAUGAGAAAAACAAUAAUGG
This is a messenger RNA of Pecten maximus, 1388 nucleotides long. RefSeq lists its product as uncharacterized. Gene Ontology annotation, cellular component: cytosol. The record is from RefSeq and is a predicted model, not a curated record. Lineage: Eukaryota; Metazoa; Mollusca; Bivalvia; Pectinida; Pectinidae. Gene Ontology annotation, biological process: deoxyribonucleotide biosynthetic process. Gene Ontology annotation, molecular function: ribonucleoside-diphosphate reductase activity, thioredoxin disulfide as acceptor.